This is a messenger RNA of Cryptomeria japonica (Japanese cedar), 537 nucleotides long. Its product is annotated as dirigent protein 23-like. The record is from RefSeq and is a predicted model, not a curated record. The transcript has a single exon. NCBI's taxonomy places the organism in Eukaryota, Viridiplantae, Streptophyta, Pinopsida, Cupressales, Cupressaceae. Bases 1 to 537 code for a protein of 178 amino acids.
AUGGGGAAGAAGAAUUUGGCAGCAGUUGCAGUGGUCGCAAUUGUAACAAUGUUAUCCCUGCAAGCUUCCCAAGCAUAUCUGUUGAAGGAGAAAAUAAGUCACUUGCAAUUCUAUUUCCAUGAUAAAGUUGAGGGAAAAAAUGUGACGGCCGUGCUGGUGGCGUCUGCUCCAACGACUAACACGUCGUCUACUUUCUUUGGAGGAGUAGUGGUGAUUGACGACCUGUUGACGGAAGGGCCUGAGCCCACCUCCAAAUUGGUGGGCAGAGCUCAGGGUUUGUACGCCGCUGCCGGCCAAGAGGAACUUCGGCUGCUUAUGGCGGUCACCUAUGUUUUUCAGGGCGGAAAGUUCAAUGGCAGUACACUCUCCGUGGUGGGCAACAACGCCGUGUUUAACAAAGUUAGAGAGAUGCCGAUUGUGGGAGGAAGUGGGAAAUUCAGGUUGGCUCGAGGAUAUGCCCUCGCCCAAACUCACUUCUUCGACCUCAAAUCUGGAAAUGCAAUCGUUCAUUACAAUGUCACCGUGUACCAUUACUGA